This is a messenger RNA of Diatraea saccharalis (sugarcane borer), 998 nucleotides long. NCBI's taxonomy places the organism in Eukaryota, Metazoa, Arthropoda, Insecta, Lepidoptera, Crambidae. The record is from the annotation of a GenBank genome assembly.
UACUAUUCACCUGUGUUUUUCACUUGGAGUCAGCGCAUAGUGUGCUCCUAAUUUUUCAAUUUAAUUAUAUAAUUUUAAUAACUUAAGUGCUUUAAAAUGUUAUCGUUUUUAAUUCAUCCAUUUUUGUCAGCGAUCUCCUCUGUUUUUUAUAUUUAUCAUCCCUCAUCCAUCAUUUUCCGAGCAACAUGACUUUAAAAUAUUCUUUAAUUACUUUGAAGUUGCACGAAGUUUUAAGUAACAGAGGUCCAAACGUCGGUUUAAGCCACCCAUACCUUUAUUCACAAUAUCCGAUUGACUUUCCGAGCGCCUCUUCGCACGCGUACUCCGUAAGUGGAGUGAGCCCGCAAUUCGCAUCUCCAGAGUUGUAUAGCCCGACAGCUUUGGGUGCACAACAACAAGCACACGAGCUUUUACAACAGCCAGAUGCCAGUGCUCAGCAGUCGCAACAGGCGCCCACACUUCAGCUAAUGAACACAACGCGAGCUGCGGAGCGAUGGGACGGUAAGUCGAAGCUGCUCAAACUCCUUGAACCGGUCUUGAGUACGUUCAGGAGUUUCGUCGACCCGAUCGCUAACGUCUUUUAUUCUAUGCCUGCUACGUUCAGAGGUUUGAAUUCUGACGUCACUACAGAGUCUAAAAGCUAUGAGCCAGAACCACAAGAGAGCGUUACCCAAGCAAAAAUUAUACUUAAUCCCCAGCCGAGAUUUAUAGCCCAAAGAAAAAUGACGCACAGAAAACCACAGAGACCAAAGAAAUACACUGAACUGAAAAUUAACUUGGAACGACUAAAGCACAACAAGGACUUGUAUGAAUAUAUUAAAACGAAGAAAUAUAAACACAAUUACCCAAAUACUUAUUAUUAUCCGAAAGGUACCGGAGACGUCCAAUGUCUUAUGGAACCUCGCGCGCUACUUCAAGGUCCUAUUUGGCCUAUCACCCCCAUCAUUGAGUGCCCCUACAAUGACAAUGCCAAUGUACGUUUUGCCUCAAAUGUAUGA